Molecule: messenger RNA, 1484 nt
Organism: Dipodomys ordii (Ord's kangaroo rat)
Lineage: Eukaryota; Metazoa; Chordata; Mammalia; Rodentia; Heteromyidae
Product: chromosome unknown open reading frame, human C1orf74
Exons: 2
Coding region: 151-960 (269 amino acids)
Source: RefSeq, a predicted model, not a curated record
CUGAGCCCGUGACCCUGCAGCGGAAGUACAGGCCGAACGUUUGUGAGGGAGACCUUGGCCUCCUUUACAAGUCUGUAAUCAGACGUGCGGCUCUUCCUCAAGGGUCUGGACCCGGGGGAAAAAACUCUGUAGCUAAGGAGGCUAUCCUGGAUGUUGCUUCCAAACACUAUGUCACCACUGAGCCCUCAGCUGCUGGUGGCAGCUGCUCAGCAGACCUUAGGCAUGGGAAAGAGAAAGGGUCUACCUCGAGCUACCUGCCUCCACCUUGCUGGAGAGGUACUGGCUGUGGUCCAGGGGUCGAAGCCAGCUAUACUGUAUGAUGGCCACUCUGCAGGAGUAUUGGUGCUUCAGAGCUAUUUGGAGAAGUUGCAGGAAAUGGGUUUCCUGGCCUCUGGACUUCACUUUCUUGACAUUGGAGAGAACAGCCUAAUUGUUGAUCCUAAGCAAGCAUAUCAGCAUUUGGAACAGGUGCUCCGUGGAACCAUAGCCUUUGUGGAUGUUUCCAGUUCUCAGCCUCACCCUUCUAUCUGUUCCUUGGACCAGCUUCAGAAUGUGAAGGCUCUUGUGACUGAGCUCAUCUCACAUCUGCAGAGGCUGCAGAGAACCCCAUCCUUGGGAGCCUCCCACAGCAGGCUCCAUUCCUCACAGUGGAAUCUCUGUACUGUAUUUGGCAUCCUCUUGGGCUACCCUGUCUCUUACACUUUUCAUAUGAACCAUGCUGAUGACAACUGUUUAGCCCUGACCCCAUUACGUGUAUUCACUGCUCGGAUGUCAUGGCUUCAAGGUCAACCCUCAAUCCUGCUCUAUUCCUUUAGUGUCCCAGAGUGCUUGUUCCCAGCCUUGAGGGAUAUACUAAAUGCCUGGGAGAAGGAUCUCAGAACCCGAUUUAGGACUCAGAAUGACUUUGCCGAUCUUAGAAUCUCUUCUGAGAUAAUCACACUGCCAGCUGUGGCCCUGUGACUUUAAUUCUCCUCCUAUGUAGAAGGUAUUUAGUAAACAAUCACUUCUGACUUGUCAGUAUCAGACAGGAAUCCUAAAAAGUGCUAGUUUUAAGUGUUUUGAGAACAGAAGAAUGCUAGGAUGAAUUGGUCACGUACAGGAAUGGGUGGUGGUGGUGAUGGUAGUAUUGGUAGUACAUGUUUGUGAUUACUAGGGUGUCUUAGCAGUGUCUAUUUACUUUUCAUUGGAUAAGAGGUAGAAAGAAAGAACUCAUGGGGAAGGAAGGGUUGUGGAUGACCUACUCUUGUAUAGUAGUCUGUCAUAUGUGGAUAGUGUCUUAGAAUAGAGAAGGAUUAUGGGUGUUUCUGUCUAUGUAUUUCCAACUGAAUCGAAUUAAGGAGAGUAGACCUGGAUACCUGUCAUCUUUGUAAUACAUUGUUCAGGAAUAAACCAAAAGUUCCAAGACAAUUUGGUAAGGUGACAUUUAUUUAUGUAGAUUAAAAAAAUAGCUGAGUGUCUCCUGUAAGGCUAGCUACUCAGGAUGC